This is a messenger RNA of Pocillopora meandrina, 4089 nucleotides long. Lineage: Eukaryota; Metazoa; Cnidaria; Anthozoa; Scleractinia; Pocilloporidae. The record is from the annotation of a GenBank genome assembly.
CUUGCUGCUUUGUUAGAUGCUCAUCCACAUGUCGUUGUUGCCAAUGACUUUAACAUCUUAAAGCAGUGGAUUACCAUGCCUGAAAUAUUUGACAGGAAAAAGUAUUUUAUCUAUGAGCUCAUUUACGCCAAAUCACGCUAUGAUGUGAUGUAUGGUGUUCGCUCUCGGUUGGUAAACGGGGUCCCAGUACAGUAUCAUUACAACGUGGAGGGUCAGUGGCAAGGACAGAUCAAUGAGGGUGUACAGGUACAGUUUUCAUUUACAUUUAAGACAUAACUUGGACGCAACGUGCGCUCUAAUUGGUCAAAAAUCGCUGGAUAUUUACCUGUAUAUCCAUAGAAAACUGUAACAUCUUCCCGUCUGGUAAAACAAGGGGAAAAUUUCCAGAUUUUAAUUUGGUGAAGGCCUUUGAUUUGGAGGAAACGAGGAGGACGCUUUGAACGUCGACUAAAACUAUAUAUAUUUUUUAUCAUUAUCAAAUCUCUUAUUCAAUAUUCGGUUCCACUAACUGAUUGUUCUCCUGCGUAAAAAAAGAGACAGAUUGUCAGAAAUUCUCGAUUAGAAUUAUCCAAACUAUUAAAUGUAGGCAAUUUUUUGCUUCCAGAAAAUUUUCAUUGGUCUACAGCUCACUGGGUGACCUGCAAAUUGCUGUUUGUAUGUUAUGAUCUGUUCAUGCGCGAUCCGGUUUACCCGAGUUUGGCUCCCAACGAUGUUCUGCAUAUGUAAAUUGUGAAAACUUCGAUUAUAAAUAUAAAGCCAUUACCAGAAUUCCCAUCAAUGAAAGACAAGAUAGAUGAAGAGUGUCUCUUCUGACGACAUCCGAAUUGUAGUCACUGUCUUGCAAAUCAUUUAUUUGCGGUUUUGGAAAAAUUGUUCGGUCACUAACUCAUAACAAACUUUUGCUUUAACUCGUAUAUAACUGUUCAUCUCUCUUGAACUGGAGAUUUUGAAGUUCAAUCAGUUUUUUGCAGUUCAUUACAAGGGCUAAUCAUCUUGCCUUGAUAAAUGUAUGUUAUUUUCGGACAAGACUCUAGGAUCCCUGGUCUACUCCAAUGAUAUUUGUUUCAAUUUACAUUGGUUAGGUCUUUUCACGCCUUUCUGGUACUAGGCCGGUAUUUUUUUUUCAUUUUUAUUUAGUUUAUUUAGGUUUUAAGAGCAACAAGCAGCUUAUUCACGACCUAACAUAUCUAUAAACUAAAUCCCCAUGGUACUAUCCAUCCUCUUUUCUGCAUUUACGCAUCUUUACGGAACGUGGAACUUGUCCGUAAAGAAGAGGCUUUAAAUUAACUUUUUUUUACGCAAGAGUCAAAGAUGCAUUGAGUGCUUUGUUGUUAGACUUAUCCUUUAACAGACACAGGGCCGUAGCCAAACUUCAGAACAAGACGAGGCAAGUUUCAAGCGCAGAUAGGAGGGUAUGAGGGCAUGCCCCCCCAGAUAUUUUGAAAUCUAGAGGCUCUGAAAUGCUCUUUUAAGCACUUUCCGUGGCAUUUUUCUUCAGGAAGUCAAUCUUGGGCCAAAAUGGUCUUGCCUCAUGCUAGCUACGGCCCUGAGUCAUAUGGCAAAAACAUGCUGUUGCAUUCGGCGCGCGGGCAACAACUGCGCACUUGUAUUCGGUCGGGAUACAUUUGAAUUUCAUCAGAGGCACGUGACCAAAAAUCAACAAAUUACAGUGCUCGUUUUGUUGAGUGAUAGUCUAGGUAUAUAACAAAAUAUUUUGUAUCAAGCUGUAUACACAUACUCGUAAGUUCUUAGAGAUUGGUGCUCAAAUCGGGAAAAAUCGUUUAAAAUAUAAAGGCCCAGUCAGUCUGUGAUUCAGUCUGUUGUGUUCCGAUCAUCCAUUGCUUAGCAGUUUCUCCUCUUAAAAAACUUUUUACUGGACAAACAUUCAAUGUGUAUAAUCUAAUACUUGAUAAAUGAAGUGUAAUAACUCGGUUGAAACUUAAGUUAACAAAAAUUUGCUUCUAAACUGACAAAGGUUUAUUUCUUUUAAACUGAAUCAUCAAAGUGUUCUCCAGCCUGGAAAAAAAAUGACAGUGAAGGUUAAGUAUUUGCAUCUAAACUAACGAAGAUGUGUUUUUCUUUUAAACUGAGACAUAAAAGUAUUCUCCAGCCUUGAAAAAAAAAUGACAAUCAAAGUUAAGUAUUUCUAUGAAAAUAACUUUUUGUCGUUACAGUUGGAAAAAGGUGUCUAUAUCAAGCCGUCUGAGUGUACUCGUAAGUUCUUUGUUCUUACUAUGGGCGCCGAUCAUUGAUUGCUUAACAGCUUCUCCACUUAAGCAAACAUUUCACACUUCAAACGUUUCAAAUCUAUUUUUAAAAUUCAGUCCAACUAACUGAUUGCUUCCUUUUAAGCCUUAAUUUUUCGCUGCGCGAAAAAAGAGACACCUUCAGAAAUUACCAAACUACUCGCCGAGAAGGAAAAGUUAGCAUUUCUUUCUACUUCAAGAAAAUUGUAGAGACAAACCAACUGGUGGUUUAUUACUCAACUAAUCACCAUAAUACGACAUUAUUAUUCAAGUUGCAAGCACUCCAUCUCUCGAAACUAUUUAACAAGAGGCAAAGAUCACUGGACUUACGCUUCUUACUGAGCCGGUAAAACUCGUCAUGUGAUCAAUAGUCAGCAUGAUGGUCAAGUCAUAUAAGUCAUAGAAAGCAGUUAUAGUUUGUGUUUUGCGCACAGAGACAGAUAGAUUUGAUAAGCAGGAGGUUAAAUUUGUCUUUUCAAACUGCAGGAAAGCGCAGAACUUUUUUUUUUUUACCGAAGACAUGACGUUGGUCUACCGGCCAAACGAAACACGGAAAAUUAUGACCAGCUGGUUAUAAUAACGGCGUCAAUUUGUAUUAAUACAAAUUAGACUAAUUAGGAAAAAUCUGAAUGGCUUUCAAUCAAUGUACGUGUAAAGUUGACAUGAUGACCCAACACCUGCAGCAGAUAUUGCAUGUAUCAUUUCUAAGUCUACUUGGUUUACGAGCCGCUCGUAAGCCAAACUUUUCCAAAGUCAGAGAGAAAUGGCUCCCUAUUAAAAAAAUUAUGAAUGAUAAAGCAAUUCGCUAAUUUGGAUUUUGCAUGGUACCAUGAAUUAUCAUACCUUGUGCCUGUUUUAUCUCAGACUUCGGUUUGAUAACUCAACCUUACCUGAUAAUUGUUUAAUAUCUAGUUCUUUUCUUGCAGGUGAUAGGAGAUAAGAAAGCAGCUCAGGCUUCAAAAAUUUUGCUCCAAAGCGAAGGAAGAGAGCAUCUUCGAAAUUUAGAGCGCAAACUUGGCACAAAGCUUAAAUUCAUUCACGUUGUGCGUAAUCCUUUCGAUAACAUUGCAACUUUAGCGCUUCGCAAGGCGAAAGUCAAGAAAAACGAAGUCCAAGACAACCUUGAGGUUAGUGGGUGGUUGGAUACAUAUAUAUCUACCUCACAAUAUGCCAUGGUGUUACAGUCAUUUUGAGAGGGGGGAGGGGACUAAAUCUUGGUGGAUGGGGCGGUGACGUCGACCUGAUGAAGGCGAAAAGUCUUACCCUAGGUUUUGAGCGUCUUUAUUUGCCAUCGAGGUUAAGAAAUUCCUUGACUUACCUGUCGUUUACCAAGGAGAUAGAGAUUCACCCACAUAAAAGAGUAAUAAUGAUGCUUUUUGUUUGUCUGUUUUAUUUAGCUUUUUUUCUUUUUUUUUUUCCUUUGUUUGUUAGUUUGUAUAUGCUAAUACAUUUUUUUUUGUCAUGGUUUUCUUGAUAACGUGCUCCCAUGUCUAUGUUUAUUGUCUAAUUGCAGUGUGAUUGUCACGAGGAGCUUGAUGAUGCCAUAGCGGAAUACAGUACCCAGGUGGAGGGAACUUCGCAAGUCAAGAAGAACUUUCCAGGUCGUGUACUCGACGUGCACGGUAUGGAUUUGAUGAAAAACCCGCGUGAAACCCUCAUGAAAAUUUGUGGCUUCUUGGAAAUCACGUGCACCAAGAAAUACUUAGAGGACUGUGUUUCAAUUGUGAGCCCCGUCCCCUCUAAAACUCGCCAGUUCGUUAAGUGGACUGAAAAACAACUAAAAAGAGUUCAGAUGUUGAUUAAAAAUCAUUCAUUUCUUCAAUCAUAUUCAUUUGAAAAUUAA